AUGUCAGAGCGACCAUUCCUGAGCUUAAUCCUGUUUGACCAACUCAACCUCGAUGCUAUAUUCGCACCUCGUACCUCAGAUAGCUCAGAUCAGCAGGCUCCCUAUACAGACCCAACGAUACAUUGUUGUAGCAAAGACAAACAGUCGUCCGCGAUGGUCGAGUUGCGGUGGGCUCCAGAACCGACGGCUCCCUGUCUCCGUACCGAUAUCGAAGACCUCAAGCCGAGAAUCCGUGAAGGGAGGAAAAAGCAGGUGUUGCGAAUGCACGGCAGAUGCGAGAGUGUCGAAUUGCCGAUUUCUUCUGCCGAAACGACGCUUCGCAAGUCACAAUCUCAGUGCUUCACGUGCGCUGAUGAUGUAAAGCUGCACAAUUACCCGUAUAUGUAUUGCUUCUUGGAUACUGCGAAUAAUGUUCUUGAUCAGUGA
Messenger RNA from Aureobasidium namibiae CBS 147.97, 426 nucleotides. RefSeq lists its product as uncharacterized. Bases 1 to 426 code for a protein of 141 amino acids. NCBI's taxonomy places the organism in Eukaryota, Fungi, Ascomycota, Dothideomycetes, Dothideales, Saccotheciaceae. The record is from RefSeq and is a predicted model, not a curated record. The transcript has 4 exons.